Hyaena hyaena (striped hyena) is the source of this 462-nucleotide messenger RNA. It is a transcript of the gene DEFB125, whose product is annotated as defensin beta 125. Gene Ontology annotation, cellular component: extracellular region. Lineage: Eukaryota; Metazoa; Chordata; Mammalia; Carnivora; Hyaenidae. The record is from RefSeq and is a predicted model, not a curated record. Gene Ontology annotation, biological process: innate immune response.
AUGAAUCUCCUGAUGCUGACCUUCAUUAUAUGUGGGUUCCUAAAUCCGGUGACCAAAGCUGGCUGGGGAGUCAAAAGAUGUUGGAAGAAUAACAUCGGACACUGCAGAAAACGAUGUUUUCAUGUUGAAAGGUACAAGCUUCUUUGUAUGAACAAGCUAACGUGCUGCAUUCCCAUAAAAGAUGAUCCCGGAUACACUAAAAUGCCACCACGUCCUGGGCCCUUUGAAGAGAUAACUAUUAAUAUUAAUGAUUGGGAUAUAUCUUCUAAUUCCCCCGUAUCUUGGUUCAAUGAUGAAAUGACGGUCAGCCCAACUGGAGGUAUAAGAGAAAUUUCUUCCAGAGCUUCAACAUAUUCUCCUGAGACCACUGCGGGGACAAUUCCACUGGGGACUGGAUGGCAUGCAGAUGGACAUAAAGCUACCGCCAAGAAAGAGAGUUACCCUAUAGUUGGAAAUGCGUAA